AUGGAGUACAUGGCGGGUGGUGAGUUGUACGAUCGAUUGUUCCAGCACCGGGUGUACAAAGAGGAGAUGGCUGCAAAGACGGCCAAGCAAAUGCUGUUGGCUGUGGCCUAUCUCCAUUCGCACCAGAUCGCUCACCGCGACUUGAAGCUGGAGAACUUUUUGUACGAGCGACAGGACAACGACCAUUUGAAGUUGAUCGAUUUUGGUUUCGCCAAAUUCUGGGAUCGGAGCCGAAACAUGACACAGGCCUGUGGCUCGACUCAUUACGUAGCGCCAGAGGUCCUUGGGAACUCCUAUACCCUGAAAGCGGACCUUUGGUCCUUGGGCGUGAUCAGCUACAUGCUCCUCACAGGGAGCCCACCUUUCCAUGGGCCUGACAAAGAGGUGCUUGCCAAGAUCAGGGCAGGGAAAGUUCACUGGUCCUCCAAGUUCAAGCGUCUUUCGACCCACGCGCAAGACUUCGUGAAGGCCUUGCUUGUGGUGAAUCCAAACGACCGACUAGAUGCUCAAGGCGCACUUGAGCAUCCCUGGGUGAAAAGCCUCGGAGGCAACGCUGAGUCGCCCACGCUGGACGAUGACAUCAAGACGAGCCUCCUGAAGUUUGCCAAGGCCACGGCCUUCCGCCGCGCCGUGCUCUCCAUGAUGGCCUGGUCAUUGUCCGCAGAGGACCGGGCACAGUUGCGGAAUGAGUUCCUGGCCUUUGAUACAGAGAAUACUGGAACCAUCACGCAUUUCCAGAUGAAAGAAAUCCUGGAGAAGUACUAUCACAUCGAUUCUUUCGAGGCCGAGGCCAUGUUCAGAAGCAUGGACACGGACCACGACGAUGUCAUUGCAUACAGCGAGUUUCUGGCAGCUGCCAUGCAGGGCCGCAUCAAGGUUCACGAGGACGUGCUUCGGAGGACCUUCCGAAAGUUCGAUGUGGACAACUGCGGGAAGAUCACAGCGGAAGACUUGCAAGGCAUUCUGGGCGAACAGUUCGAGGGCACAGAUGCACAAGAUCUCAUCAGAGAGGCAGAUACCAACGGGGAUGGGAUGAUUGAGUACGAUGAGUUCUUGCAGUACUUCCAUAGUCAUGAGGUGCACCUUGAAGAGGACGCUGCUGCCUCAAGAGUGGCAGAAGGGCAGUGCGAGAAGGGCAUUAGUUGGGCAGUGCCAGGGCAUAGUGCGGUGGCUUUUCGUUCAGGGGAUAAGCGCAGGCGGAAUAUGGUGGAAUGGAGGACAUCAUUUGGAUCGAAAUCUUGA
Messenger RNA from Durusdinium trenchii, 1242 nucleotides. The record is from the annotation of a GenBank genome assembly. Lineage: Eukaryota; Dinophyceae; Suessiales; Symbiodiniaceae.